Eremomyces bilateralis CBS 781.70 is the source of this 1132-nucleotide messenger RNA. RefSeq lists its product as uncharacterized. NCBI's taxonomy places the organism in Eukaryota, Fungi, Ascomycota, Dothideomycetes, Eremomycetales, Eremomycetaceae. The coding region runs from base 201 to 857 and encodes 218 amino acids. The transcript is spliced from 2 exons. The record is from RefSeq and is a predicted model, not a curated record.
GGAUGCAAGCAGAGGAAGACACUAUAUAUCAUGCCAUCUUCGAGGCCGGCGGCUUCACACCACUGAUUAUUCUGCUUGGACUCUUUUCUAUAGUCCUGUCAUUUGCUGAAUUGAUACAUUAUCUCCAUUCUGCAGUCUCUUUACUAUCCUUUGGCUGUGUUAAACGACCAUCUUAAUUGGUAAUAUCAAGGACGACCGUCAUGCAUCCUGUGGAAAUUUUCCUGCUGGCCAGCGCCUCUGUAGCAAGCGCUACCCUGUCGAUGGGACAGAAGCGCGUUGAAAUGGACCUUAGACGAAUCGUGGCUCGUCAGUCCUGGAUUUCCAUCCCCAUAAUUUGCUCGUUCGUACCUCCGCCAGUGACCUGCGCGCGGUCCUGCGGUGCCGGAUACGUUGAAUGUGGCGCAUCAACGUGCUUUAAACCAAGUCGAGGAGACAUAUGUUGCAGUAAUGGAAAAUCCUGCCCUCAAGGGACAUACUGCAGCGAUGGCGGCUGCUGUGACAAUGGUGAUUCCCUCGCAGAGUGCGGUGCAUCAGUCACCCUUGCUACAGUUGCUUCUGCAGCACCCAUCCCUACUACCACAUCGUCGCGUUCGUCUUCGGUUUCAACCUCAAGCCGGACGCGGUCCUCCUCCUCGAGCUCUGGCCCGAGCUUGUUACCGACUGUAUCACGGAGCACUGGAGGAACGGGUUCUAGGACACCUUCGGCUGUUUCGCCAACGCGUUCAACGACCUCAAGCCCUCCCCCGACUGAUAGUCGUCCGCCGCAAGUCAUGGGGAAUGCUGCUGCACAGAUUGGCACGUCUGCGGGUAUCAUCGGUGUUCCGUUCGCUGUUGUGUUGUUAGCGAUAGGGCUUUGAGUGGUUUAUUUUGGUGGGAUCUGGGUGGAAUAGUCUAAUGCACUGUAACAUCUGGAUGAUAGUCGAAGUGUGCCUAUGGGGCUCAUUGAGGAUCACAACAGAGUGACAGGAAGAUUUUGGAAUUGCUAAUAUUUUGGACUGACCUAGUUCUCUUUGCUACUUAUACACAAAUCCAUUGAAUCAGACCCUGCUUGUGCUUUGUUGAUAUCUCAACGUGCAGCUCUAGCGAAAAUUGUUGUCGAGUGCUAGGGACCUUGAGUAGUCCGGUUGGCGGA